AUGGCCAAGAAUCCAAUUCAACAUGGAAGAAAAAAAUAUAUCAAUGUCAAAUUCUAUGCUAUAAGAGAAGCCGAAAAGAAUGCAGAUGUUCAAUUGUUGCAUUGCAGUUAUGAACAAUUGGAAGAUAUUUUGACUAAGGCACUUCCCAGUGCCAAGUUCUUGGAGCUAAGAAGCAAGCUAGGAGUCUUCAAGAAAUUUUUUAAGGAGGAGCAAAGCCAAUACGCUCUUAAAUGGGCCGCUGAUACUCUUGUCACCAAAGGCCAAACCGUUAUUCUGAUCCACGUUUCCCGCGCCACAUCCUCCGUUGCUGCUUCCAGAGGUAGCGAGGCCAUUGUAUGUAACGUCAACAGUACUUCAGCUGCAUCUCCACAUAGACACCAACUUGAUAACGCCACAAAGGAUCUCUUUCUUACCUUCCAUUGCUAUUGCACACGCAAAGAUAUACAAUGCCUUGAUGUCUUACUUGAAGACACUGAUGUUGGGAAAGCAAUAACCGAAUAUGUCUCUUACGCUGCAAUUGAGAACUUGGUGGUUGGUGCAUCAAGGCAUACAUUUAUUAGAUUUAAGUCGUCAAGUACGCCAAGCAGCAUAUCAAAGGGGGCACCGGAUUUCUGUACUGUUUAUGUGAUAUCUAAGGGAAAAAUCUCCUCAGUUCGGAAUGCUUCCCGUCCAACUCCACAUACUUCCCCACUUCUCAUUCAUAUUAUACCUAACAAUCUAAAUCAGGAUGUAAAUCAACCUGUAGAUCAGAUAUGCUCUAGGCGUAUGAAUUUGAGAGACAGGACGUCAAUGAAACCACACAACUGUCAGGAUGAAUCUACCAAGUCGCCAUUUGGAAGACGAGGAAGAGGCACCAGUGGAAUGUUAUGCAUAGACUUCGCAGAAUCAGAUACAGACAUAUCAUUCGUAAGUUCUGGGAGGCCAAGCAGUGCUUGUUCGUCCUCUUUAUACGACUACAUUGACUCAGGUCGAACUUCACGAGUUUCUACCAGUUCAGAUCGUAGCUUUGGAUCCAACCGAAUCGGACUCAAGUUCAUUGACCCCAGUUCACCAGAUACAUCUUUUUCAGAGGAAAGCAGCAGAACAUCGUGUUCAUAUUCAUCUCACAACAUGGAUGAAAUAGAAGCUGAUAUGAGGAGGCUAAAGCUUGAGUUAAAACAAACGAUGGAAAUGUACAAUGCAGCAUGCAGAGAAGCACUUACUGCACAACAUAAGUUAAUGGAGAUGAGCCACUGGAAAAUUGAGGAAGAAAAAAAAUUAGAAGAGGUACAAUUGGCCCAAGAAGCUGCGCUAGCAAAUGCAGAGAAAGAGAAAACAAGAAGUAAGGCUGCCAUGGAAGCAGCUGAAGCAGCUAGAAAAAUUGCAAACGUGGAAUUACAUAGAAGAUCAAGUGUUGAAGUUAAAUCUCUUAAAGAAGCCAAGGAACUGAGGAUGCUAUUGGAUAAUUUAGCCCAAACUGAUGUAAGAUAUAGGAGAUACAGUAUUGAGGAGAUUGAAGCAGCUACGGACUCGUUUUCUGAAAAACAAAAAAUUGGGGAAGGUGGUUAUGGCCCUGUUUAUAAAUGUUACCUUGAUCACACUCCAGUGGCUGUCAAGGUCUUACGUCCAGAUGCAGCUCAAGGGAAAUCGCAGUUUCAGCAAGAGGUUGACAUACUGAGUUGUAUACGCCACCCAAACUUGGUGCUUCUUUUAGGAGCGUGUCCGGAAUAUGGCAUAUUGGUUUACGAGUAUAUGGCGAAUGGAAGCUUAGAAGAUUGUUUGUCUCGAAAAAAGAAUGGUGGUAGGGUUCUGUCUUGGCAACUGAGGUUCCGGAUUGCUGCAGAUAUAGCAACCGGCUUGCUAUUCCUACAUCAGACCAAGCCUGAACCUUUGGUGCACCGUGAUUUGAAACCUGGCAACAUUUUGCUGGACCAGAACUAUGUAUGUAAGAUUAGUGAUGUUGGGUUGGCAAUGCUGGUCCCUGUGGUGGCUGAAAAUGUAACACAGUGUUGCAUGACUUCAGCAGCUGGAACAUUCUGUUAUAUUGAUCCUGAGUAUCAGCAAACAGGAAUGCUAGGUGUUAAGUCGGAUGUUUAUUCUUUGGGGAUCAUAUUUCUACAGUUAUUGACAGGAAGGCAUCCAAUGGGACUUGCUCACCAUGCUGAGCAGUCUAUAGAGAAUGACAAGUUUGAGGAAAUGCUUGACCCAUCUCUCUCUCCCUCUGACUGGCCUCUUGAACAAGCACUCUCCCUUGCCAAAAUAGCACUCGACUGUGCACAACUCAGGCGAAAAGAUCGCCCAGAUCUUGCCAAAGUAGUGUUGCCACAACUUUUUAAACUCAGAGAGUUUGCUGAAGAAAAUAUGGGUCCCAUCAUUUUAGGAGGAGGCAUUAGUAGUUGUAGUAGUAGUGCGGAGCCUUCCCCCAACCACAGUGAACCUUCUGUGCAACAGGAUGUGAUGAGCGACCCAAGGCUUUUAAAUUCAGGAAGCUCAAUGAGUCCACCAAGUCCAUCAACGGCAACAGAGGAAAAUCCUUGAGUGUGUAUAGUAAAUAGACAAGAUGACACUAUAAUUUGAAACAUAGUUUGUUUCGAUGUAAAUGCAGGGGGCAUAUUUAAUCUGUUAUCCAGCCAGCUACGCCUAGCAACAGAUCAAGUUUAAGUUUUCAUUAUUUGUCAUUCAUAAUAAUCUUUGUAUACAAAAAGAACACAUUUUGUUCUAGCUAGGGAUGCAUGUAAAUGAGACCCGUCGUUUAAAUUAGAAAAGAGGGGAUUCAGGGCAAGCAAAUGGGAAUUUAGAAUUUUUGUAUUAUUAUGUAAAUAUGUUAGGAAUUGGAUUGUCUUCGGUUUGUAAGACAACCAUCUAUCUUGUAAUUAUAAUUAUUAGGAAUAGCUAGCUUUGCAGACAA
Molecule: messenger RNA, 2887 nt
Organism: Cicer arietinum (chickpea)
Lineage: Eukaryota; Viridiplantae; Streptophyta; Magnoliopsida; Fabales; Fabaceae
Product: U-box domain-containing protein 35-like
Biological process (GO): protein phosphorylation
Molecular function (GO): protein kinase activity; ATP binding
Source: RefSeq, a predicted model, not a curated record